Molecule: messenger RNA, 1059 nt
Organism: Rhopalosiphum maidis (corn leaf aphid)
Lineage: Eukaryota; Metazoa; Arthropoda; Insecta; Hemiptera; Aphididae
Product: conserved oligomeric Golgi complex subunit 8-like
Exons: 3
Coding region: 169-987 (272 amino acids)
Biological process (GO): regulation of DNA-templated transcription
Cellular component (GO): nucleus
Molecular function (GO): transcription coactivator activity
Source: RefSeq, a predicted model, not a curated record
CAACAGACAAUAAUCUUUAGUUUGCCCAGUUGCGUACACGUCUUGUUGUUUUUCUUGCGGCGUCCGGUUGUUGUGAUUCUUUUUUGAUAAUCUGUUAUUUACAUUUGCUGAUCAGUGACUGCGAUCAGUCUUCUCGUCCGUAAAACAACAAGUGACGAGCGCCGCACCAUGGCCGAUUGUCCUCAGUUCCAGUUAAUGCCUCAAGUCAUGCCCGUAUAUCAUCCGCAGCCGCCAUCGACACAGCCACCUCCACCACCGAACGCGUUCCCAAUACCGACGGGGCAACCAAUGUUUCCAAUGCCGCCGCAUUUUGGCUAUCCGCCUAUUGCGUGGUCGCCAAUCCAUCACUAUCCGCCGCCGCCACCUCUGCCGCCGCCAACGCCACAGCAACCGGUCCACGAACACGCUGAAGAGAAUGACGACUACAACGCACAGCAAAUCGUGUUCAGCAAUAACAACAAUAACAGCAGCAGCAACAACAAAAAUAUCAAUUCUGCGGAAGACUCGCCAAACGAUUUGGAACUGCAGUCAUCCCAGCGCCCUAAUCGUCAGAUGUUCACACGCAAUGUGUCCAACAAGUUUGAUACACGACAUGAAGAAUUCAGAAAAUACUUAGAAGAAGUAGGUAUUUUGUCUACAUUCACUAAUAUUUUAUCAGAAAUGUACCAAGAUCCUUUGCGACCUAAUGAUCCGUUGGGAUAUAUCCGAGAUAAAUUAACUUCUUCUCGGCCUGAAACAGUUGAACUUCAAAAUCUUCGCAUUUGGUGUGACCAAUAUCAAACAAAAACUAUUCGCCUGGAAAAAGAGUUAAAGCAUGUAAUUGAACUGUUAAGGAAGCAUGAACCAUACAUUACUGAUGAUUCUCUUUUUAAUGAAAGUACAAAAGAAAAUGACUGCGGUGCCUGUGCAUUGGAUGUAUCAAAUCUUUUGUUGGAAAAUAAAGAAGAAAAAGUUAAACAUGGAAUGAUAAAAAAAUAUAACAAAUAAUAGUUAACAUUAAUUCUACAAACAACUUAAGAAUAAACUAUGAAAAAUUGAAAGAUUUUCAGAAUUUGUUGU